Molecule: messenger RNA, 1227 nt
Organism: Peniophora sp. CBMAI 1063
Lineage: Eukaryota; Fungi; Basidiomycota; Agaricomycetes; Russulales; Peniophoraceae
Source: the annotation of a GenBank genome assembly
AUGAAGUUCUCUUCUUCUUUCGUUGCUCUCGCCUCCUUCUGUGCGCUAGCCAUCGCCAAACCUGCACCGAGCCCUGCUAAGCCUUUCGGCGCUGUUUACAUGAUCAACAAUGAUCUUGCUGACAACUAUGUCAUCGCCGCCCAGAUUGGACAGGAUGGUCUUUUGACGGACCUCACCGCGACGGCAGCUCAAGGGGCCGGAGCCCGUGGUCGCCCAACUAACACCGGUCCUCUCUUUUCUCAGGGCCCUGUCCAAGUCAACCAGGCGACUGGCCGUCUCGCCGCUGUCAACGCCGGCUCGAACACCAUCCAGAUGUACAACAUCGACCCGAAGAACCCGACGAAAUUAACGCCCAUCGGCUCCGCAGUUCCCUCCGGCGGAGAUUUCCCUGAGAGUAUUGCCAUCAACAAUGCCGGCGACCAGCUGUGCGUUCUCAACGGCGGUCUUGAGUCGAAUGUGCAGUGCUUCCUCGUUGACUCUUACGGGGGGCUUACCCCAACCUCAACCGGGGAUGUGAAAGUGUACAACCAGACGCAGAACCCUCCAAUGGGUCCGCCUGGUACUGCUUCUCAGGUUAUCUUUACGCCUGAUCAGGAGGCCGUCAUUGCUAUCGUGAAAGGAAUGGCGGGCGACUUCGACAACAGCCCGGGUUACAUGCGCAUCUGGCCCAUCACCAACGACGCCGUGCUGGCCGACGAGCCCUUCGAAAUUGACAUCCGCCCACCCUACGGUGGCCUCACGUUCUCGCUCUCACAGAUCCCGGGCCGCAAUGCUUUCGUUGGCUCCGACGUUGUCAACGGAGCGCUUGUUGUGGACAUGACAUGGGGUGCAGGCAACACGACCAUCACGCCAUUGAACAUCACGCAUAACAAGGGCAACUGCUGGUCUGUCACUGCACCCAAGACCGGCACCUACUUCAUCUCGGACUUGCUCAACGAGUUUGUCAACGAGGUCCAGCUCGACGACGACCUCACGCCUACUCUUCUUCGCCAGUACCCGAUGCCGAAGAUGGGUCCCAACGAGGCGGUCGUUGCCGACGUGAAUGGUCAGGAGUUCAUGUACAUGCUACUCGAGGAGGCAACGUCCUUUGGUGUCUUCCGCCUGAAUGCUCCUGGUGACGCUGAGUUGGUCCAGCUCCUCGACAUCACUGUCCCCAUUGAGAACAUGGGCAUCAACGUCGACUACCUCCUUCUUUCGGGCAUGAACAUUUACCUUGCCGACCAGUAG